This is a messenger RNA of Hyalella azteca, 2873 nucleotides long. RefSeq names its product protoporphyrinogen oxidase-like. Gene Ontology annotation, biological process: heme biosynthetic process. Lineage: Eukaryota; Metazoa; Arthropoda; Malacostraca; Amphipoda; Hyalellidae. The transcript is spliced from 3 exons. Gene Ontology annotation, molecular function: protoporphyrinogen oxidase activity, oxygen as acceptor. The record is from RefSeq and is a predicted model, not a curated record. Gene Ontology annotation, cellular component: mitochondrial inner membrane. Bases 1407 to 2843 code for a protein of 478 amino acids.
UAGCCAAUCAACAAAAACCUUGCAGGUUAGGUCAAGUUAGGAACAGGUUCCUACCUGUCAGUCUGUCACUGUCCUCUGAUUAGACUGAUUCAAAAUUCAAAUUGUUCAAAUGAGGUUAGGACUCAGUCCAGUCACUCCACUGACUCCAGUGAACUGUAUUACGUACCCACUGUGAGUGUGAGACUGAGACAGAGACUGACCAGUGACCACUGACCAGCUAUCUCUCAUGAUCUCUGUCCCUCUCCGGCUCUCCCUGAGUCUCCCCAGUUGGCCAGAGGGGGAGCAGGGAGGGAGGUGCCAGUCUCCAGUGUCCAGGCUCAUCCUCCCACUGCCCAAGCUUUUUUUGAGUCUCUCUCAACAUCUCAAGUUCAUUAUUGAUAGAAUGAUAGUUAUAAGUAGACCAGUAAUCAUGUUCAUUGUUCAAAAUUGUUCAUGGUCCAUGGAUAUCAUUAUCAGCUUUAUCAUAUAUAAGAAAUUAAGAAAUUUGUUUAAAUCUUGAUUCAUGAGGCUUCAGGAAAAGAAAUAAGGAAAUUAAAAUGAACUGAUUCUAAAAAAUCUCUAGUAACCAGUUUGUCACUACUCACUAGGUACUAUGAUUUUAUCAUCAGGAUCACCUACUUAUGUGCAUAAGUAUGAUCUAACAUCUCUAACAAUUUAUAUGUAGAUUACUAAUUUUUUUUGUAUUGCUUCAUUUACAUUUUGGAUAUUACCUGCUAGGCUGCUAUUAAUUGAAAACAUUUACCAUUUUUUUAGUGAAUAAAAUCUUGAAUUGAGCUCAAGCUUGUUCAAACUUUAAUCCUAAACUUCCAGAAACUUAUUUUCCACAAAUCAUGAGUAAAGCUGACCAUUCAAAUCUUAGGUUAUUGACUUAGUGACAUUUUGAUUUUGCCUUUUCUGUAAAUGUUAUUUGAAUGAUAACAGAUAACAAUCAUAACAUAUCUGCUAAUUGCUAAAUACUAGGUACCAAUUGGCUGUUUUGGAAGACCCAGUAUUUCUUAGAAAAGCUGUAUUUGCUCUACCAUUUUAGGGAGCAGUUCUGUUGAAAGAGGAUUAAGCAGUUUGAGGAUUAAGCAGUUCUGGGAGGAUGAGCCUGGACAAAAUAAUAAUAAUAACAGUUUCAGCAUUUAUUAGGCUGUAGACCUGAAGGUCUGUUGCUGAUUCCUAACAUUGCAGAAAUUCAGAACAUUCACAGCUUAUGCUUUGUUGAGGUCCCAAACUCACUGCUCCAAUUUGCAUUGCUUAACUGCCCGGCCUUCUUGCCAAUUCUGUCCAGAAAGUGGUGCACAAAGCUAGGAUCAAGCCUGCCCCACUCUGCUCCAAUCCUGGUACUCUGAACUGUAAUCAUUGGGACACAUUAGCCAUGGAAUAAUUUCCCACUGAGCACUGAGCAGGCAGUCAGGACACAGAUGGCCAAGGUGGUUGUGUUAGGAGGAGGUGUUACUGGCCUUGCAGCCAGUCACUAUAUCAAGACGCUGCUGCCCAGCUCAGCUGUGGCCAGUGUCUGCCUCAUUGAGGGGUCACUUCGUCUUGGGGGCUGGAUGCAAUCUGUUCAGCAUGACUCAGGUGUCCUGCUUGAGGCUGGACCUAGAACACUCAGAGCUGCCGGGACUGCAGGAGCCAACACGCUGGUGCUGGCCCAUGACUUGGGACUGGAGGGGAAAAUACGGAGCGUCUCCUACGGCCAUCCUACCACCAUGAACCGUAUGAUCAAGGUAAACGGCGCGCUGCACAGACUCCCCAGCAGCCUGAGCACUGCUCUGAAGAAGACCCCGCCCUUCACCAAGCCUCUGCUGGUUGCCCUGCUACAAGAUUUGCGCUCGGAAAAAGUUUGUAAUUGCGACGAGUCUUUGUACAGCUUCGUGAACCGCCGGUUCGGUCGGGAGGUUGCAACUUACGUCAUAGAUCCACUGGCGAGAGGCGUCUUCGCGGGGAACGCUCGGGAACUCAGCGUCAAAUCUUUGGCUAAAAGCCUGCACGCUUAUGAGCAGCGGCAUGGCAGUGUUAUCAAAGGCGCUUGUUUUGAUGUUUUCACACAACGGAGUCGCGAUUCCGUGCUCACUCACCCCAUGGUUAAGAAAGCACGCAAGGAAAAAUGGGCAGUUUGGUCUCUGCAAGAAGGAAUUGAAACUCUAAUCAAGGCUUUGGAACGCGACGUUGUUGACAGAGGUGUUGAUAUAAGACUAGGUCAUCCUGUGAAUAAACUUUCUCAAAAUGGCCGCUGCUUGAAAAUAUCUUUUGGCAGCAAUGAGAUAUCUGCUGAUCAUGUGAUAUCGUGUCUGCCUUGUUCCCAAGCAGCAUCGGUUUGUGGCAACCUUAGCAAAGACCUUGCGCAACUCCUGAACGCGAUCCCCUUCGCUACCGUGGCGGUCGUCAACCUGGCGUACGACCGAAGCGACCUAGUGACGCAGCCAGCGUUCGGCUACCUGGUGCCUAGUUGCGAACCUUCUAAAGUUUUAGGCGUCAUUUUUGACACGUGUACCUUCCCUCAGGCAAACAAAACUGUACUGACUGUGAUGAUGGGUGGAUACUGGUUCAACUCUUUAUUUGGCACACAUCCAAGCGAAGAGAAGCUAUUAAGCACGGCUAUUGAUGAACUACGCUCCACUUUAGGCAUCAGUGAUCACCCCAGCGCGUGGCGGACGCAGGUGCUGCGCGCGUGCAUCCCCCAGUAUGUGGUGGGGCACACUGAGGUGGUCGCCUCGGCGCGGCGGCUCAUCGACCAACACAAGUUACCGGUGUCACUGGCGGGAAACUCUUAUGAUGGCGUGGGUGUUAACGAUGCCAUCUUGAGUGCCAAGGCCGCCGUACAGAAUUUGGCGACCACUCUUGGUAUAAAGCUUUAGGAAUUGUUCGAAUAAAUGAUACAGAAAAGC